AUGCACUCAACGCGCGAGGAGAUCAAGGCUGCUGUUGAUGCGUAUCGUACACAUAUGGCUGAACGCAAUCGCCGUGCCCUUGAAGUUUACGUGCAAGUUGCUACGCAGGCUGAGCUCGACCCGGAAGAUUGGGGGGAUGUCGCCGAGGACAUGAGGAUAGACUGUUUUGCGAGCGUUCUGGGUCGUAAUGAUGCCCGGGCCUUGAUAUCGCGUCCAGAGGAUACACUCACGAAGUUCGAUGAACUCGCACCUCUUUGCGAUCUUGACGGGUGCGGGUGGUCUAUUCCGACCAGCGAUGAGCGAGAGCUGUAUUUCUCCCGUCUAGAAAGCGCUCUGAAGACAAAAUGUCUCGAAGAAGUUCGCGAUAGCAUCACCGCCCCUACUGAGCUUCGCAUUCUCGCGGAGUACGUGGGUGCAUUGACUGGCCCCGGGAUGGGAGAGACCAAGUGGACGUAUCAGGCCAUGUUCUGGACCGGGGCGGGCGCUGAGACGGAUCAUUCGAUCAAUGCUACGGUCAAGAAACCUCACGAGCUGGCAGUCGACGGCUGUUGGGAAGUUGCUGCUGGAUGGGAAUCCGGGCAUGGCGUUGAGAGCUUCUUCUACAUAGUUUACUGCCGAAGAAACCGGCCCGACGGAGAGGUUGAGCCAUGGGCCUGGCGGUACAUGGCUUAUGGCCCGGACGACUGCAAAACUUUUGAUACGAUCCCGGAGUUGCUUGAGUGGUAUUGUAGAUAUCGGGAAAGAGAGGUGCCUAACAUUGAGGACUUGGACGCGGACGAGGUAUUGGAAGGGCACAUGUACUAA
Molecule: messenger RNA, 804 nt
Organism: Colletotrichum aenigma
Lineage: Eukaryota; Fungi; Ascomycota; Sordariomycetes; Glomerellales; Glomerellaceae
Exons: 2
Coding region: 1-804 (267 amino acids)
Source: RefSeq, a predicted model, not a curated record